UGGCUGUUGAUGUUUGCCAUGUUGGAUAAUUUCAUCUGCAUGUAACCUAUACAAGUAGGAUCAGAGCUGUGUUAUCAGGCGCUUCUAGAUCCAAAAUAAUGCAACAUGUUGUGCACCAAUUCUGGAGUUUGAGUGAAAUAGUUGGAGAAUUAAUUUAGAAAUGGAAGAACAGAUUAAGGAGAUUAAGGAGACGACUCAGCUCGACACUUGUAGACCAAACAAUCGACAAGUAUAUGCAACACUGCAGUUUUCCUUAUGCACUUGCAACUGGAAAUUGCACCAGCAGUUUGAGAUGUAUAAAGAUCAGGUAAAGAAGAUGGGUGAUGAAGCACAGCAAGAAGAGGAACAGAAGAGUGAUGCACCCACCUGUGGAAUCUGUCACAAAACCAAGUUUGCCGAUGGCUGUGGCCACAUCUGUUCAUAUUGCCAAACAAAAUUCUGUGCUCGGUGUGGAGGGAGAGUGUCGCUGCGAUCAAACAAGGAAGACAAAGUGGUGAUGUGGGUGUGUAACUUGUGCCGAAAACAGCAGGAAAUCCUCACAAAAUCAGGGGCCUGGUUCUACAGCAGUGGAUCAAACACAACACAGGAGGCUGAUCUGACAGAGGCCACAGAGGGACUGGUCCACACAAAUGAAGAAGCACCACAGGAGAAGAAAGCAAAACUACAGGAGCAUUCCCAAUUCCAAGGUCCUUUACCCUCAGGGGACAUUUCUACACCAGCGUCAGACAAAAACAGACCUCAAGGGCUAACGCGACAAGAUACAAUCAAAAAUGGUUCAGGGGUAAAGCAGCAUUCAAUGCAGACUGCCAGUGAGAUCCCCAUGGACAGGAAAAGGAGCCCAUCAACAUCCAGGGAACACAAUCAAAAAUACCAUCAGAGGGAAGACAGAGCAGAUCCAUCAGAGUAUGCACUUGUGGACAGUGCAAUGCAGAGAUCACCGACAGAAUAUGCAGACCGAGACAAGCGAUCCCAACGUGGGUCAUGGGCUUAUGAUGACUCUGAACAUAUCGAGCACAGAGAAAGCAGGGACUCCACUCGUAGAAGUCGAAGGAGGUCUCAAGAAUGCCGAGAUUUGGUUGAUGAAGAUAUUGAUCUACAAACUAGAGAUGAAUAUGAACGGCAGAGACGAGAGGAGGAGUAUCAAACUCGGUAUCGUAGUGAUCCAAAUUUGGCUCGUUACCCAGUCAAACUUCAACCGUAUGAAGAGCAAAUGCGGAUGCACGCUGAAAUGUCUCGAGUGCGACAUGAACGAAGACACAGUGAUGUUUCUUUGGCACACACUGAGAUGGAUGAUGUACAAAUUUCAAUGCCUAGAAUGGAAAGGCAGUCAAGACAACGUUCUGCAUGUGAUCGCAGAGGCCCUGCACAAAGUCAGCGUUCUUACUCUAUGGAAAGAACUCAAGACAUGCAAGGGCCUAGUUCUAGUUGGCAAAGGACCCCAAAUCACAGUCCUCCGACGCCCAGGCGUAGUCCAAUUCCAUUUGAUAGGGGUGACGUCCGUCAUUCAGAUUCAAUGCGGAAACAGCAGCAUUUGGAUCCAAGUUCAGCUGUAAAGAAAACAAAACGGGAAAAGAUGGAAACUAUGCUACGGAAUGACUCGCUCAGCUCAGAUCAGUCUGAGUCCGUGAGGCCACCACCACCAAAGCCACAUAAAACAAAGAAAGGAGGUAAAAUGCGCCAAAUCUCAUUGAGUAGCUCGGAGGAAGAGCUUGCAUCUACUCCAGAAUAUACCAGCUGUGAUGACGUGGAGAUUGAGAGUGAAAGUGUCAGUGAAAAAGGGAACAGUCAAAGGGGAAAAAGAAAAACUAGUGAGCAGGCAGUAUUGUCGGAUUCUAACACCUUGGCUGAGAGGCAAAAGAAAAUGGUGCGAUUUGGCGGCCACUCAUUGGAAGAGGACUUGGAAUGGUCUGAGCCUCAGAUUAAAGAUUCUGGGGUAGAUACAUGCAGUAGCACAACACUAAACGAAGAACAUAGCCAUAGCAAGAAGCAUCCGGUGACGUGGCAACCGUCCAAAGAUGGAGAACGCCUAAUUGGUCGAAUAUUGUUAAAUAAGCGAUUAAAAGAUGGUACAGUGCCUAGAGAUUCUGGAGCACUGCUUGGUCUGAAAGUUGUAGGUGGAAAAAUGACUGAAUCUGGCAGAUUAUGCGCAUUCAUUACUAAGGUGAAGAAAGGGAGUUUAGCAGACACUGUAGGGCAUCUUAGACCAGGUGAUGAAGUUCUUGAGUGGAAUGGAAGAUCAUUACAAGGAGCUACAUUUGAGGAAGUGUACAACAUCAUUUUUGAAUCCAAACCUGAGCCACAAGUAGAACUGCUGGUUUCCAGGCCUAUUGGGGAUAUUCCCCGGAUACCAGACAGCACACAUGGACAGCUUGAAUCAAGUUCUAGUUCCUUUGAGUCCCAGAAGAUGGAUCGCCCUUCUAUUUCUGUUACUUCUCCCAUGAGCCCAAGCAUGUUGCGAGAUGCCCCACAAUUCCUGCCUGGACAGCUUUCAAGCCAAAGCCUUAGUAGAAGAACAGCGUCUUUUGUUCCUAGGGUUCAGAUAAAACUCUGGUACGACAAAGUUGGCCACCAGCUUAUAGUUACAGUACUUGGAGCAAAAGAUCUUCCUUUUAGGGAAGAAGGAAGGCCAAGGAAUCCCUAUGUCAAAAUUUACUUUCUUCCUGACCGAAGUGAUAAAAGCAAAAGAAGAACAAAAACGGUAAAGAAGACACUUGAACCCAAGUGGAACCAGACGUUCAUUUAUUCUCCAGUUCAUCGGAGAGAAUUUCGGGAACGCAUGCUGGAAAUCACUCUGUGGGCACAAGCUCGAGUUCGAGAAGAAGAGAGUGAAUUUUUAGGAGAGAUUCUCAUAGAAUUGGAAACUGCCUUGCUGGACGAUGAAGCACACUGGUACAAACUCCAGACCCAUGACGUUUCAUCAAUGCCCCUUCCACAACCUUCACCUUAUACAUCACGCAGACACCCGCACGGUGAAAGCCCUACGAGGAGAUUACAAACUGUGACACACUCAUUACCGUGCAUGAGCUCAAAUGUACACAGAUACUAUUCAGGUCCACAUGCAUUAUCUUCAGGAUCUCAACGUAUCAGUGACAGCGAAGUUUCCGAUUUUGACUGUGAUGAUGGAGUUGGUGUCGUUUCUUCAGAUUAUCGUCACAAUGGGAGAGAGACUCAGAGUUCUACGUUAUCUGUUCCAGAGCAAGUAAUAUCAUCAAACCAUUGUUCACCAUCAUCAGGCUCACCACAUCGCGGGGACAAUAUGGGCUGGACCCGUUCCCGGUCUCCCAGUGUUCCCCCCUCUCAAAGAGGCUCAGAGUUGGGUCCUCGAAGCAGUCGCUGUUCCCCUCAACAGUACAAUACAAUCAGCAGAAUGGAUAGGCACAGGAUGCUGGAUGACCACUUUUCUCCAGAGAGGGAAAGUCAGUAUCUUACACUACCUCGGUCCAGACACAGUCAUGUCAUCGAGCAUCAUCACAAGGAUUUCAGGUUGAAGCCUACGGUAAACAAAUUGUUGAAAAAAAGCAGCAUGAAUCAUAUUGUUUAUCCCCUCUAUCGGGAAGAUGCUAUAAGGUUACUUCGUUCCCAAAAGAUCAACAGUAUCUACUCUGAGGGUGCUUACAAUGAUGUUGAGAGGAGAAUUGGGCAGCAGGGGAGAGUACCCACUGUUUGGUAUGAUGGUGGUGCUGCUGAUCACCCAGAAAGAUGGUACAAUGGUGGAAGUCACAAUGCAUGGUCAAAUCAUACAGUAGUGAAUGGGACAUCAGAGCACUAUAGCCAGGUUUCUGUAACAAACAGAAGAACGGCUUGCCCAAGAAUAGAAAUCCAGCAGCCUUCCACUGACACCGACAGGAGUGAAACAGUGGAAGCUGUGCCAGAUCAUGCAUCCCAUUCGGAAGCUGAACUGAGUGAGCCAGCUGAGGAAAUGAGGAAUCGCGAGCCAUCCGAUAGACAGGAAUAUCAAAGAUCCAGAUCAACAGAGCAACGGCCUGUGCUUGAGCGGAUGAACUCCCGCUCCAGAUCCUCUGAGCGUGCCGAAACAAACGUCAUGAGAUCGAUGCCAUCAUUAACAUCGGGAAGAUCUGCCCCUCCUUCACCUGCACUAACGAGGUCACAUCCCCGUAGUGGAUCAGUACAAACCAGUCCAACCAGUACACCGAUGUUAGGACGGAGGGGUCGACAGCUGCCACAACUUCCACCAAAAGGGACUCUGGAAAGAAGUGCAGUGGAUGUGGAAGAAAGAACUCGCCAAAUGAAAAUGAAAAUGAGCAAGUACAAGCAGGUAGCAGCAUCAGAUUCCAGACUGGAACAGGAAUAUCAUUCUAAGCAUCGGUUGGGACGGGACACUCAUCGAGGGUCAGAUAAUAUCUCCAACAAAUCAUCCGACAGCGAUGUCAGUGAUGUGUCUGCCGUUUCAAGGACAAGUAGUGCUUCACGAAUGAGCAGCACAAGUUACAUGUCUGUGCAGUCUGAGCAUCCUCGAACAACCAGGAAGAUCAGGCGGUCAAAAGCAUUAGAGGAGAAGAAAGAGGGAGGGGAAGGAGGAGAGGAGGAAGAUGCAGAAUUGGAGGGCGAGGUAGAGGAGGAAGAGGAUAUAAAGAAAGACAGGGAGGUGGAUGCUCUGCCCCUCAAUGAGAAAAAAGAGGAUAAUGAGGAAUUGGGGCUAGAAAAAAGAAAGGAAGAGCAAGAGGGAUAUGGGCAAGAGGAAUGUGGGCAAGAGGAAUGUGCGCAAGAGGAAUGUGGGCAAGAGGAAUGUGAGGACGAUAAAUAUGAACAAGAGGAAUGUGAGCAAGAGAAAUGUGAGGAGGAGAAAUAUGUAGAGGAUGAGGAGGAUGAGGGGGAGGAAGAGACAGAGAAGAUACAAAGGAAAAAAGAGGAUUUGCAAAGACGAUACUCUGAAAAUGAUGUCAGCAAACAGAUGGCGACCUCAGGAAAGAACAUGACGAAAAGCACCAGUGUGAUUGGAGAUAUGUACAGCAUAGAGAAGAAUGAUGGCAGCCAAUCCGACACAGCUGUGGGCACCGUUGUCACCGGUGGCAAAAAACGAAGAUCGAGUAUCGGCGCCAAAAUGGUGGCUAUCGUAGGUCUCUCAAGGCGUAGCCGCAGCACAUCACAGCUAAGUCAAACAGAGGCUGGAGGGAAAAAACUACGAAGUACGAUCCAGAGAAGUACUGAAACUGGGUUAGCCGUCGAAAUGAGGAAUAGAAUGACCCGACAACCGAGUCGCGAAUCUACAGAUGGAAGCAUGAACAGUUACAGUUCGGAGGGAAACCUUAUCUUUCCUGGUGUUCGAUUGGCAUCGGACAGCCAAUUCAGUGAUUUUCUGGAUGGCCUUGGUCCAGCACAGAUGGUAGGACGUCAGACCCUUGCAACACCAUCCAUGGGUGACAUCCAAAUCGGCAUGAUGGAUAAAAAAGGGCAGUUGGAAGUAGAAGUUAUCCGAGCUCGAGGUUUGAUGGGCAAACCCGGAUCCAAAGCUUUACCUGCACCAUAUGUUAAAGUUUAUCUAUUGGAAAAUGGCAUCUGCAUAGCCAAAAAGAAAACAAAAGUGGCACGAAAAACCCUAGACCCCCUGUACCAGCAACAGCUGCCAUUUGAAGAUAGCCCCCAGGGAAAAGUUCUUCAGAUAAUUGUGUGGGGUGAUUAUGGACGAAUGGACCACAAAUCCUUCAUGGGAGUUGCACAGAUCCUACUGGAGGAACUUGACCUGUCCAACAUGGUGAUUGGCUGGUAUAAACUCUUUCCCACCUCCUCACUGGUUGAUCCAACCUUGGCCCCACUGACAAGAAGAGCUUCCCAAUCAUCACUUGAAAGUUCAUCUGGACCUUCUUAUGCUCGUUCAUAGCAGUUGUGAAAGUGUUGCUAUCGCAACCAGCAUUCAGCUCGCAGGUCGCAAGCCCUGGUUACACUGCAUGCUUGAUGUUGUUUCUUCUGAGCCUGUUCCUAGGGAUUAAAAGCGUUCCUGUGUUCUCAGAGGAGAUUGCACACAUUGUGCCCUGAGAAGGUCCUUAGGGAAGGAGUGGAGUUUUGCAGAACUUAUAUGGUUGUUGGAAUUAAAUGACUAUUUUUUUUUGUCCAAUCUGAAGCCAUGGAUUUAAAAACAAAUAAGUAAGAACCUAUCAAUCCACACAGCAAAAGCCCUAAUUUUUCAAUGAACCAUUCUCUCUUUUUGUUUUUGAUCCUUCUUGAAUCGCCUGAUUCUCCUUUCCCACCAGAUUGGUUCCUGUAAGCAAUGGCUACUGACGUCAUGAAGGCCAGCUGGUUGUUAGUUCUGUGAGUCAACAUGGAAGCCUCAUUGUGUGGAAAGUUGGAAAUAAUGUCCAGUAAUGACUGCACAUCACCAGACGGGGCAAAGCAGAAAGGAGUCAGCUGAGCAAAACUGUACAGAACAAGAGAUUUACUUGUUUUUAAAUGCAAUGCAUAGCGAUGUGGUACUGUCAUUCUAAACCAACUUGGAAGCUUCAGAAAGAUUCCACAGUGAUUCCCAAAGCGAGAGGGCCAUGUGAUCUGAUAUCAUUGUUUCUCUGCUGAUAUACUGUAUGAAAUUGAAAAAAAAUGCAUGGACACCAAUUUAGCCGAACUUAAACAGAAAAAAAAAAACAUUUCAAAUUAUUUUCGAGGCUGAAACUUGCAAAAAACAGCCAUUUUCAACAAUUUAUAUUAUUUUUUAAAAACGUUUCACCAGUGCAUGGUUUUAUGGGGGAGUGAAUGCAACAAUAGGAUACAAUUACACCGUGUUUCCCAUAUUCAGAGUAAAAUCAUUCACGUCUGUCUUUUGCAGACUAGGAAGAUUAUUAAGGAAGGGCUUGUCUGAAUACACGUGAUUUCAACAUGACAUUAAAAAGUGUCAUCUUGCAGACAAAUAAAACAUGGUUAAAUUAAUGACACAGACCUUCAAGGUCGGAUAUUAUUCACAGAUUACACAUGCUGCUCUGUCCCUUUUACUGGAUAGUUUAUUGUAUGCUCUGAGUAUGACCUCUGUGUCUCUAGCCACUAAAGCCCCUCAUCUGGGUUAAAAGUUGCAGAGUGUUAGUGCAUUUUGAUUCCUUGGGUAGAGUAUACAUUUUAACAACAAAUAAAAACAAAAUGAUAUGAUUUGCAAGCAUGUUGAAAGUAUUUUUGCAACAUGGCUUGGGCAACACACUGCAGUAAUUCAGCAUGCAUUUGACAAACAACAUUUUGCAGUAUCCUUUUAUUGUACAGUGCAUGAUGACAUAGAACUUAUUUACAUUUUCUCAUCUUAAAUUGAAUUCUACAGCAAAUAAAGGAAUUGUGGGCUCAUUGUUCAGAAAAAAGUAAUACAAUAGUUUCUAGCAAGAUCCAACUUGUACAUACUGUAGGAAUCAGACAUUUUUUUCUCUGAAAUGAAGUAGCAUUGAUAUUAGCAGAGGACGAAUCAAGUAAUAUGGUAUUAGAUGAGAUAAUCUCCUCUACCAGCCGGGUAUAGAAAUCAUCCCAUCAGAUGUUCAGUUUUGCGGGGCUUGAAAAGUUUACGUUCCAUAGACAGGAUUACUGGAGGUCAAACUGUUUUGCUGUAAAGUUCAAUUUUCACACAUAUAUUUGUGCAGUUUAAUGAGUACUGAUGUUCCCUUGCUAGACAGAGCUGAAAAUUGGCCAUUGGAAACCACGUUAUUUAUCUGUCGUUUUUGCAUUCCAAAUUGAACUCUCCACCCUGUUAGUUUCCCACCAUGCUGAGACACCUUCCCCCCAACCCCACACCUCAAUUGAGAAAUGUUGGUUUGGCUAUAUUUUUUAAAAAGUGCUCUGUAGACUGAGAGAUUUGUAUGGUGGGAGGUGGCGAAGAACAGAGAUUGCCACGGGAGAGAAGGCUGAUGGAGCACUUGAAUGAUCGGCAAUGAGUAUGCUUGAAAACCAUUAAAAAGGAAAAUGAAAAAUGCCUUUUUUAUUUCAUAUUUGUGGUGCAAUUUUGUUUAAACCAAGUGUGAUUCUUGGGUCUUUGUCUCAUGACUAAAGUAUUGUAGAUGAAGUCUUGAAUGUUGAGUUGUCUAAAAAAAUCCUACAGUGUCACAAAAAUAACACUAACCUCUCGGGAUUGGAGUUAGCAGUGGCCACCAGCUACUAACACCAGUUUUUCAACAUUGUUGUAAGCAACUACAAGUCUGGACCUACAAUGUUUAUCUAUUUUUUAAGAAAAACAGCGUUCCAAAUUACAAAAUUUAUUUCCACAAUGCUGUCCCAUUAUUGUGACAGCAACUUAAUUUACACGCAUCUGAUUAUUUUGUGCAUAUUAUUCUUGCUUAUAAUGAUCUUUCAAAAAUUGUAACGAGAAGAAUGUUAAGGUAUGAAAGAUUUGUACAUACUUAUCAUUACGCAGUAUUUAUUUGAGGCAAUAUAAUUUUUUAAAAAUAUUUUUCACAUUAUGUCUGCAAAUCUGUUUAUGAUUUAGUCAUGACAACGGCACUAUUCCAGUGAAACACAGCUGUCUUGUACAUAGAUUUUAAGUAAAGGGACACUGAUGUUAGGUUACUGGAUAACUGGCCUGUAUGUGACAACAACUAAUGUAAAACAAACUCAUUUCUGGUGAUGGUAUUUAACAUGGCUACACUAUUAAUAAAAACAUUUCUUUACAGA
Molecule: messenger RNA, 8586 nt
Organism: Leucoraja erinaceus (little skate)
Lineage: Eukaryota; Metazoa; Chordata; Chondrichthyes; Rajiformes; Rajidae
Gene: rims2a
Product: regulating synaptic membrane exocytosis 2a
Exons: 38
Coding region: 161-5839 (1892 amino acids)
Biological process (GO): regulation of synaptic plasticity; regulation of membrane potential; positive regulation of synaptic transmission
Cellular component (GO): presynaptic membrane; cytoskeleton of presynaptic active zone
Molecular function (GO): transmembrane transporter binding; small GTPase binding
Source: RefSeq, a predicted model, not a curated record